UGGACUUUGACCCAGUGAGUCCCCGGUUGGCAGUUGAACCGUGGUGAGAUGAGCAAGCCGAACCAGAAUGAACACUCCAACCUGAAGGAAUCUCCUCAGGCCAAUGGGGACAUCCAGAACACCCAGGGUCAGUACCGGUCCAUAUCCCCGCCGGCCUCACCAGUGGCCGGAACACUGGACGAUGAGCAAUUUUCCACAUACUUCGAGGAGAAUAUUCCCAUCCCGGAUGAUGUCACAAAGACUUUCAGUUUUCGCAAACUCUGGGCCUUUACGGGACCAGGUUUCUUGAUGAGCAUUGCCUAUCUGGACCCAGGAAACAUUGAGUCUGAUCUACAGUCUGGAGCUAUAGCUGGCUUUAAGCUCUUGUGGGUGUUGUUGGUGGCCACCAUCAUAGGCCUCCUUCUGCAGAGGCUGGGUGCACGCCUGGGGGUCGUCACAGGGAUGCACCUCGCAGAGGUCUGCCACCGCCAGUACCCUGCUGUUCCACGUAUCAUCCUGUGGUUGAUGGUGGAGUUGGCCAUCAUUGGCUCAGACAUGCAGGAGGUCAUCGGCUGUGCCAUUGCAUUCAAUCUCCUCUCUGUGGGCAGGAUUCCACUUUGGGGUGGUGUCCUCAUUACUAUCACUGACACCUUUGUGUUCCUCUUUCUAGAUAGAUUUGGCCUGAGGAAACUUGAACUAUUCUUUGGGUUUCUAAUCACCAUCAUGGCAAUAAGUUUUGGGUAUGAGUAUGUGAAGGUGGGUCCGGACCAGGGGGAGCUGCUGAAGGGGAUGUUUCUGCCCUACUGUCAGGGCUGUGGCACUCCCCAAAUGGAGCAGGCUGUCGGUAUUGUAGGAGCUGUCAUCAUGCCUCACAACAUCUACCUGCAUUCAGCCCUUGUCAAGUCUCGGCAGAUAGAUCGUCGAAAUAAUGAGGAAGUGAAGGAGGCCAACAAAUACUACUUCAUUGAGUCCACUAUCGCCCUCUUCGUCUCUUUCCUCAUCAAUGUCUUUGUUGUAGCUGUGUUUGCUGAGGCCUUUUACAAAAAAACCAACAAGGAAGUGAACUUACAGUGCAAUGCAUCAGGCAGUCCACACACAGAACUCUUCCCAAUGGACGAUAACCCACUGGAGGUGGAUAUUUACAAGGGGGGGGUGGUGCUGGGCUGUUUCUUUGGCUCUGCAGCCCUCUACAUUUGGGCUGUUGGGAUCCUGGCUGCUGGACAGAGCUCUACCAUGACAGGCACCUACUCUGGACAGUUUGUCAUGGAGGGUUUCCUGAACCUGCGUUGGUCCCGUUUUGCUCGGGUUCUGCUGACCCGGUCCAUUGCCAUCUUCCCCACAUUGCUUGUAGCCAUUUUCCAGGAUGUUCAACACAUGACUGGCAUGAACGACUUCCUCAAUGUGCUGCAGAGCCUGCUGGUGGGUGAGACUCAACAGAUGAAGACAGGGUCUAAGAUCAAGCAGCUGCCGUUUGCUCUGAUCCCCAUCCUGACCUUCACCAGUAUGACGUCCAUAAUGGAUGACUUCGCUAAUGGACUGUUCUGGAAGAUUGGUGGCGGGGUGGUCGUCUUGAUUGUCUGUGCCAUUAACAUGUACUUUGUGGUGGUGUACGUGCAAAGCCUGGACAGUGUGGCGCUCUAUGUAUUGGCGGCCUUUCUCUGCAUAGCAUACCUGUGCUUCGUGUGCUACCUGGCUUGGCAGUGUCUGAUAGCCCUGGGGAUCUCCUGUCUGGAUGUUUCUUGUCUGAGCGGAGGUGUAAGCAACAACCGACCUGCUUUGCUUAUUGAGGAACAGCCAGCGUACGACACCUAAAAACUGAUCAGGACAGCAAUUUAAAGGACAAGACAGACAAACAGACGUCAGCGAAUUGAAUCAUGGGGAAAAGAAAAUGGCAUCUUAAUCAAAGACCAGGCAACUGCUUUGUGUGGCUCACAUGGGUGUUGGUCUGUCUUGUCCUUCAGGGCUUGGGAGGUGUUCAGCUUUUGUAGAGGGAAUUUAGAGACAUCCCAGUAUUUUUUAUCAUGAGAUCCACUAUUUUUAGAACCUCUCCCCCAAUGUUUUCCAUGGUUAGCCAGAUGAGCCAGUCGGUGUGUGUGGUUCUUUUGAAGUUUAUUAUGUCAAACCCAAUGACAACAAAUAGACGCCUUCCUGUUUAGAGGCCUCCCUGUCCUUUGGGAGGAUUUUCAACUGUAAGGCAUCAUUCCUUCUACAUUAAAUCUUUUGUAUGCUCAUUCUCAAGGGUGUAACUUGUUCUCAUGAUAAUGCAGUAGAAAACAACUUUUUAGUUGCCCUGAAAUAAUGCAAUAAUGUGUGUAUAUGUACAUUAUAAAAACAGUACCAGUCAAAAGUAUAUUGUGUAUACAGUACCAUUUUGACUGGUACUGCAUACACAAUAAAGGUCUGCAUGUGAAAAUGUCUGAUCUGGAGUAAUGGAAACCUGAUGCAUAAUAAGCCUAAGUCUAUGAAGUAUGUUUGGUAAUUAUCUGUAUUUACAUUAUUGUACCUGUGUUUGUGAAGAUACAUUUAUGAUUAUUUUCUGUAUUUGCUG
Messenger RNA from Esox lucius (northern pike), 2527 nucleotides. Its product is annotated as solute carrier family 11 member 2. The transcript is spliced from 15 exons. Gene Ontology annotation, cellular component: plasma membrane. Gene Ontology annotation, biological process: metal ion transport. The record is from RefSeq and is a predicted model, not a curated record. The coding region runs from base 49 to 1791 and encodes 580 amino acids. Gene Ontology annotation, molecular function: cadmium ion transmembrane transporter activity; iron ion transmembrane transporter activity; manganese ion transmembrane transporter activity. Lineage: Eukaryota; Metazoa; Chordata; Actinopteri; Esociformes; Esocidae.